Paramuricea clavata is the source of this 1841-nucleotide messenger RNA. The record is from the annotation of a GenBank genome assembly. Lineage: Eukaryota; Metazoa; Cnidaria; Anthozoa; Malacalcyonacea; Plexauridae.
CCUCAUUCCCGCUAGUCGGCGAGUGCCUUAUACUAAAGACAAGCUUUUAUAUUGGAUAAUAGAUAGCAUUCUAGUGUCGUAAUUCACUGAUCAAACAGCUAUUCGUUUUGAGAGACUAUAUAUGCCAGCAGUAUGUCUAAUUUUGAGCUUUCUAGAUCUGAUUUACUCGAGUUGUGUGCGUCUGAAUACAACAUGCCCGAGUUAAGCGAUCGAGUUUUGGUGUUUGAUGUUAUGCACGAAGGCUGGGGAACUACACGCCUUCUGGAAAACAUUUUAACGACUGCGCCAAACGAAGUGACUGCCUCAGGCGAAUAUCAAGGAAACGAACUUCAGCAAUCUGAGGACUUGAACGACCCUUUAUCAGAUUCUCUCGAGAAAUCCAACACGCCAGUGUUACACCGAAUCCCUGAACGUCUUCUACGGCAGCAUAAGAUAUAUGUGCAUAGCUUCUGGCUUUCUAUUCACAGUUCUUAUUUUCGAUCUCUCUUUCAUUCGAGUGGCAUGAAAGAAAACCAAGAGAAACAAGUGCAUAUGAAAAUCUCGGAGUUGGAAGAAAAUGCGCAUCUGGUCCUCAUCGAAGCUAUCUACCGUGAUGACGUUUUGGGUGACAAAACUGCGGACGAACAGCUGGCUGUUUUAGAGUUGGCCAGCAAAUACGACCUCAAGUUCGUUUUUAAGAAAUGCAAAUAUAUCCUGCAAACGAAUCCCAUUCCGUUCGAGAUAAGUACGAAAAUAAUGCAUGUGAUUAAUGUGAAACAUAACAUGAACGAUGUUGGAGACUUAGUAGAAAUUUUACAGCCGAUCCUUGUCAAGGAAUUUAGUCCUCUCGAUGAGAAUUGGCAAUCUGAUAAAUUUACCAGUCUGUCAGAAGUUUGUCUAGAAUAUGUACUAAGCAGUGAUGACUUGAUUGUCGCAUCAGAGAACACAGUAUUUCAUGCGUUGAUGUAUUGGAUGGAGCAGAAUGAUGUAGACCCUGCUAGUUUGGAAGAAACAAAUGAUCUUCUGGCUGUUGUGCGGUACAAGCUGGUGGCAAUUGACUAUCUUUAUAACGUGAUCAAAAACCAUCCCAUUGCGUCAAAGAUGCCAAAGUUUAGCGAGUUCUACCAUGGUGGUUUGACGUAUCAUGCAUUACCUUCCGAGCAAAAGAAGCUGUUCCAAGAAAAACCUGUAACAAGAAAGAAACCAGAAGGACCAAUUAUCCAGCACACUUUCGUUGUUGAAGAAGAGGACUUUAAAACUGCAGUAGAAAAUGGAAGCGAGUUAAACUCCGAAAAGUUUUGGGCAUGUGGUUACCGGAUAAGUGUGGGUAUACAACCAUCGUCAAAUGAUAUAUUAUAUCCUUAUAUGAUUGUCCAUAACUUGAACAGAGAAAGUUAUGUUCCACUUAAGUUUACGUUUCUCAAAGAAAGGGAAACCCAAAUUAACUAUUGCCCCUGGAAAGAGAAAGCUUUUAAAGCAAAUUCUUGCAGAGAAAACUAUCUAAGAAGCUUUACACGAGGAUAUUUUGGAAAUACGAUUCACACGUUGUACGUAGCAGUAACUUUGCAGUAACCUUGGGACAAGCGUUACUGAAUAUUCUGUAAAAUGUACUACCUGUAUAAAGUAAUAAUGUUGCCUUGCAGGCGGUCUAUGCUAUCAAAGACAAAGUUGCUUUGAUCAUUGUAUGCUUUAUUAUUUUUCUUUGUGGUAGUUAACCGAUUUUAAAGCCACACUUUUAUAUCAAACGUUUUUGCAUUGAAGUUUAAUAUCACAUAAAUUUUUCAUGUAAACAAGCAGACUGUUUGACUGCAAUAGUUGUACACUUCGUAUCAGUAAAACUAUAUUAAUAAAUCAUAACGCGU